AUGACAACGCAGUCCAUAUUUGUUGACGAUGCGCAAACACAACGAUCGACAAAAACCGGCAACGGAACGGCGGUUUCACACCAGGACCGUAUCAGUCAAGCCUGCAAUAUGACAGACUAUGGUUUCGCGAGUCCUGAAACCAUACGAAAUGUUAGCCAAGAUACAGUAGCCACAUUGCCUGUGCAGUAUCCGACCGCACUGUGCGAGUUUGAUUUCGACGAUAACGACUUUGAUACCAGUGAACCUGAACAACUUGAUGCAUCCCUGGCACCACAUCAGAUUGAGAAAUCGAUGCUUGCGCAAGACGACUUCAACUUUGACAUCAACGAUGAUGACCUGCUUACAUUGACAUCCGAGAUCAACGACGUAUGCCCUGAUCUUGCAAAUCCUGCUUUGAACCGCUCUGUGCAGCCCGUGGACAAUGGCGAUGACAGACUGCACCACCCUCCCGGCACCUCUGCGGAUGCCCCUAUCAUGCUUGAUGAAAGUCCUACCAAGAAGACCUACCAGUCCGUGUCAAAGCAGUUCACUUCCCCGGGCACUCUCACGACGCGCCUGCAAGCCGCGACUGACGAUCUAGGUUCAUCGAAGAUACACAAACCAUUUGUCAGGCCACCAUUUCCAGAGGCUGUCCGUGAUCGCUCACCCAUCAUCGGUCUUUCGUCAAACCUACUGCUCAGGACCUGUUUCCGUAUCGGUGAAGUGAUCUACCAAAGUUGUCAGGCAUCCAAAUCAGGGAAGCACAUCAUGAUUGAGAUGUAUGCCAGAGUGCUUGCUUCUGAGCGGACUAGUACAGAGCAGCAGUUCACCUUCUGCGACCUCUUCCACGCCAAGCCACCUUACCUCAAGGCAGUGUACAAUGCUGCUAUCUGGAAGUCGGUGCAGCUCUUCGAGUACGACAGCAGAAGACUGUUACAGCAAGGGCGGAUCUGCCGCUGCAUUGGCACCAUGAAGCGCGAGGAUAAGGAAUGGACAUUGACAAUCCUCAACAUCUGGGAAGCAACUUGGGAGGACAUCGAGUGGGUACAAGGAAUUGUGGACUCUUAG
Alternaria ventricosa is the source of this 1047-nucleotide messenger RNA. RefSeq lists its product as uncharacterized. The record is from RefSeq and is a predicted model, not a curated record. The coding region runs from base 1 to 1047 and encodes 348 amino acids. Lineage: Eukaryota; Fungi; Ascomycota; Dothideomycetes; Pleosporales; Pleosporaceae. The transcript has a single exon.